Molecule: messenger RNA, 442 nt
Organism: Mastomys coucha (southern multimammate mouse)
Lineage: Eukaryota; Metazoa; Chordata; Mammalia; Rodentia; Muridae
Product: lymphocyte antigen 6A-2/6E-1-like
Exons: 3
Coding region: 1-405 (134 amino acids)
Biological process (GO): acetylcholine receptor signaling pathway
Cellular component (GO): plasma membrane
Molecular function (GO): acetylcholine receptor inhibitor activity; acetylcholine receptor binding
Source: RefSeq, a predicted model, not a curated record
AUGAACAGUUCUCACACUACAAAGUCCCAUGUACUCAUCCUUCUUGUGGCCCUACUGUAUGCAGAAAGAGCUCAGGGGCUGGAGUGCUACCAUUGUGUGGGGGUCCCACUUGAGACUUCCUGCCCAUCACUUCCCUGCCACUACCCUGAUGGAAUCUGUGUUACUCAGGUGGUAGAAGGUAUUGUGGACUCUCAGAGACUGAAAGUAAAGGACAGUCGGUGCCUUCCCGUCUGCCCUGCUACUCCUGAAAAUUUCAAGAUGCUGGGUACUAUUGUCAAUGUGAAUACUUCCUGUUGCAAGACAGACCUCUGCAAUGCAGCCGUUCCCACUGGAGGCAGCACCUGGACCAUGGCAGGGGUGCUUCUGUUCAGCCUGGGCUCAGUCCUCCUGCAGACCUUGUUGUGAUGGUCCUCCCAACGACCCCACCCUUGUCCUUUUAUCC